UUUCAGUGUCUAUUGGUUCGACUAAUGAAUUUGCUCCGUGCGUUUGCUUCGGAGCUAUUACAAAGGUUCCGGUUGCAGUUUAGUGUCUUGGCAGCUAACAGUUUCAUAGUUUGAAUAUAACGGCGACAUGACGCAGUCCAUUGUAGUGCAAGUCGGUCAAUGUGGCAACCAGAUUGGCUGUAGGUUCUGGGAUCUGGCCUUAAGAGAACAUGCCUCUGUCAACAAGAAAGGAAUUUAUGAUGAUGCGCUUUGCAGCUUCUUUAGAAAUGUUGAUACAAGAGCCGGAUCUGGUGGAGCAGAGAUUCAGAAAGGCAAAAUUUGUUCCCUUAAAGCAAGAGCUGUUCUGAUCGAUAUGGAAGAAGGAGUAGUAAAAGAGAUGCUGCAGGGACCACUCCGAGAUUUGUUUGAUACUAAGCAAUUUAUCACGGAUGUUUCAGGCUCAGGAAACAAUUGGGCGGUAGGCAACAGACUUUAUGGCAGUCUGUACCGUGAGCAGAUAGUGGAAAAUUUAAGAAGAACCGCAGAACAGUGUGAUUGUCUUCAAUGUUUCUUUGUUAUCCAUUCUAUGGGAGGAGGGACUGGCUCUGGUUUAGGUACAUUUGUACUGAAUGUGCUUGAGGAAGAAUUCCCUGAGGUUUACAGAUUUGUAACUUCUGUAUACCCAUCCGCAGAGGAUGACGUCAUCACAUCUCCGUACAACAGCGUUUUAGCCAUGAGAGAACUCACUGAGCACGCAGACUGUGUACUGCCAAUAGAGAAUCAAUCACUAGUUGACAUUGUGAACAAAAUUCAUCAAAUGGCAGCCUGUGGAAAGCUUGGUAGUGUGAAACAAAACAGCCUUGUUACUUCCAGCAAAGGCGGUUUAAAAGAGAAUGAGAAACCAUUUGAUGCCAUGAACAACAUCGUGGCUAACCUACUUCUGAAUUUGACCAGUUCUGCCAGAUUUGAGGGCUCGCUUAACAUGGAUUUAAAUGAAAUCAGCAUGAAUUUAGUCCCCUUUCCCCAACUCCAUUACCUCACAUCUAGUCUGACACCUCUCUAUACACUGGCUGAUGUGAAUGUGCCCAGCAGAAGGUUGGAUCAGAUGUUCUCUGAUGCAUUUAGUAAAGACCACCAGCUCAUACAUGCAGACCCAAAACACAGUCUGUACCUUGCGUGUGCGUUGAUGGUUCGAGGAAAUGUCCAAAUUUCAGACCUUCGCAGGAACAUUGAAAGGUUAAAACCUUCCCUGCAAUUUGUUUCCUGGAACCAGGAGGGGUGGAAGACGGGUUUGUGCUCAGUGCCUCCUGUUGGCCAUUCGCAUUCAUUACUGGCAUUGGCAAAUAACACCUGUGUGAAGCCUACGUUUAUUGAUCUCCGAGACAGGUUUAAUAAGCUGUACAAGAAGAAGGCCCAUCUUCAUCAUUACCUGCAAGUGGAUGGAAUGGAGCAAGGCUGUUUUACUGAAGCAAUUUCUUCUUUGUCAUCACUGAUAGAGGAAUAUAGUCAGCUUGAUGCCACUAAAGGAAUCCAGUCACCAGGUCCUCCUAGACUGAAUAUAGCCCUGUAACAACCUCUGGUUGACCAAGAAAAAUGAAAAAAAAAGUCACCUCGAAUGUGGAAAAGGUAAUUUUAAUACUAGGAUAAGCAAAGUGUUUUACUCAGACACCACAGUACAAGACGCGUGUACACAGGAAGUCUUGGUUCCUUAUGGGGCAUUUAGUCUGAUGUCCAUAACAAAGAAUAUU
Spea bombifrons (plains spadefoot toad) is the source of this 1727-nucleotide messenger RNA. RefSeq names its product tubulin epsilon 1 (gene TUBE1). The coding region runs from base 128 to 1549 and encodes 473 amino acids. The record is from RefSeq and is a predicted model, not a curated record. Gene Ontology annotation, cellular component: cytoplasm; microtubule. Gene Ontology annotation, biological process: mitotic cell cycle; microtubule cytoskeleton organization. NCBI's taxonomy places the organism in Eukaryota, Metazoa, Chordata, Amphibia, Anura, Pelobatidae. Gene Ontology annotation, molecular function: GTP binding; structural constituent of cytoskeleton. The transcript is spliced from 12 exons.